This is a messenger RNA of Monosiga brevicollis MX1, 1519 nucleotides long. RefSeq lists its product as uncharacterized. NCBI's taxonomy places the organism in Eukaryota, Choanoflagellata, Craspedida, Salpingoecidae. The transcript is spliced from 4 exons. Gene Ontology annotation, molecular function: tumor necrosis factor receptor binding; ubiquitin protein ligase binding; ubiquitin protein ligase activity. Gene Ontology annotation, cellular component: peroxisome; aggresome. Gene Ontology annotation, biological process: protein autoubiquitination; negative regulation of centriole replication. Bases 1 to 1392 code for a protein of 463 amino acids. The record is from RefSeq and is a predicted model, not a curated record.
AUGGCGCCGUCACGUCUCCUCUACCUGCAGUGUCCAGCAUAUCUGCCCGGCUCCGUGGCCUCCGUCAACGCCAGCAACAACUGCUUCACCGCAUGCAGUUUGUGGAGGCAGCCGUCGAUGAUGUGCAAGCUGCCCAACGCCAUGCACUGGAUGAGACCAACAUCCCUUCGCCCAGGCACCUCGACGGUUUCUGGGUAUUGUUCCUCAUUCACCGACAAUCGGCUGCUCAAGAUUCAGCGGGAAACUGAAGGCACAGAGCCUGAGGCGGAGCCCGCCACCAUGACCCAAGCCCUGCAGCUGCAGCUGCGCCCAGAAUACUUGGUCAAAGAAUGGGCUUUGAUCAACUUUGUGGGCUUGGCCCGUACAGCCGAACACGGUGACUUUGCGUACAGCACACCGCUCAUGCUCGCGGGCUACGAGUUUGCCAUCAAAGUCUAUCCCAUGGGCACGGGUGAAGGACAACAACGUCAUUUUUCUGCCUUUCUUGAGCUGCGCGCCUGUCCUCAUGGCGACCCUGACGUUCCGUUGCUUAUCGACUGGAGCAUUGAGCUGUUGCCACAGGAAUCCUCUUCUGCGCGGCCCGUUCAGCGGCAGGGAAGUAACAUUUUUGCGCUGCACGAGUGUUGGGGCUUUGAUAAGUUUUAUCAGCGUGACGACUUGGAGGCGGAGGGCUUUCUGCAAUCGGAUCGCAAGGAGCUGCGCUUUCGCUUUCGCCUACGCCCCCAUUCCUUUCGCGUGCUUGCCGCCAUGCAUGCCACUCAGGCUCGAGCGCUACAGCUCGAACUAGCUCAAGUGCGCCGCACAAGUGGCAAAACGGACACAGGCAGCAGCUCCACGCCCAAUCCCGCCCUCAACUUGACCCCAUCCAUCACACCUUCGGCCAACACGUCACCGCCCACCCGCCACGUCACUACCAGCCCCGGCCAUGGCCCACGGUCGGCACACGAGCGAGUGCAUAGUGGUCUUGGUUCCGAAGCCUCGCCCAUAUCAUCCCAUCCAAGCUCUGGAUCCACCGCGAAUCCGGCUGGGCCCAUCAACCAAACCCGACCCGUUACGCUCAAUACGCAACCUGCAGCGAUCGAGCCUGCUUCCUCGGCGCGCCUGCGGAGUGAUCGGGGUCGUGCCGGUGCCACCCCUCACGCGCCCAUGCAGCCUACAUGGAGAAUUCCCCCACGCACCAAUGAAGCCCCAACCUUGACCAAUUUGGCAUCUGACCACCCAGCUGCCAUGCCAGGCUCCCCGCUCCGUGUUUCUGACUUGAUAACCCACGAUGUCUCUGAGAAUGCCCAAGUGCUUGCAGAGGAAGACCUUGCCAUCAUGGAAGAACUGCAUCAAUCCCUACGCCAAUUGCCCCUUUAUGGCUCGGGUGCGGGAGUUCCGUCAUCCCCAUGAACUUCGUCCCCUCGUAAACGAACCCAUAUUUCCAACGAUGGCAAUUGUGCUUCCUCGACCCUGCUUGACACGCUGAGCGUGCUGCGUGGCGACCGACCCCCAGAAAUUAGCAAUCGACAUUGCCUAC